Molecule: messenger RNA, 327 nt
Organism: Schizosaccharomyces osmophilus
Lineage: Eukaryota; Fungi; Ascomycota; Schizosaccharomycetes; Schizosaccharomycetales; Schizosaccharomycetaceae
Product: BC10 family small membrane protein
Exons: 2
Coding region: 1-327 (108 amino acids)
Source: RefSeq, a predicted model, not a curated record
AUGCUAUGUCUGAGAUAUUUUAUUCCCAUGCUUCUGGUUGCUAAUGCAGCACCAUACGUAUUUUAUCCAGUGUUCAUAUUAGCUACAAUUGCUCGAAAAUAUCCUUGCCCUUACUGUAUGAUUAUUUUGGCUAUUUUAGUCAAUACGAGAAGUCUGUGGAGUGACUCGCCUUUUUUUACAUUUAGUCAAUACAUGUUUGACCCAAAGCCUUUUCCCAAAGAAUUCAGCGAAGCUGGCUACAGGUUGAUACGAUUUUCUUGGUUACAAUGGAUUUCUGGUAUACGUACGUUUCAUAUUCCUUGGCUGGAUGUUACUGUUAAGAUGUAA